Molecule: messenger RNA, 552 nt
Organism: Phaeoacremonium minimum UCRPA7
Lineage: Eukaryota; Fungi; Ascomycota; Sordariomycetes; Togniniales; Togniniaceae
Product: putative snf7 family protein
Exons: 2
Coding region: 1-552 (183 amino acids)
Biological process (GO): late endosome to vacuole transport via multivesicular body sorting pathway; vesicle budding from membrane
Cellular component (GO): multivesicular body; ESCRT III complex
Source: RefSeq, a predicted model, not a curated record
AUGAAGAACCAACGCGACAAGCUCCAUCAGUAUCAGCGAAGAAUUACCGUCCUAACGGACCGAGAAACCGACAUUGCAAAGCAGAUGCUUGCAAAGGGCGACAAGAAGAGAGCACUGCUUGCACUGCGACGAAAGAAAUACCAGGAGUCUUUGCUGGCGAAGACGGAUGCGCAGCUCGAGCAACUCGAGAAGCUGACAUCAAACGUGGAGUUUGCCUUGAUACAGAAGGAUGUCGUCUUCGGGCUACAACAGGGUACCAAGGUUCUGAAGGAGAUCCACCAGGAGAUGGGUGGCAUCGAACAUGUAGAGAAGCUGAUGGGCGAAACUGCCGAUGCGAUAGCAUAUCAGAACGAGGUUAGCGAGAUGCUUGGCGAUAGGAUAACAAAUCAAGAUGAAGAGGAGGUAGAGGAGGAACUAGCAGCGCUUGCAGCCGAGAUGGCAGGACCGUUGCCAACUGUUCCAGACACCGAAUUACCAGAGCAGCAGGUCGAGGAAGAACCACAACCAUCUCGUGUGAAACAAAAAGAGCGGCAGGCAAUGCUAGCAUCAUGA